This is a messenger RNA of Coniosporium apollinis CBS 100218, 858 nucleotides long. RefSeq lists its product as uncharacterized. The record is from RefSeq and is a predicted model, not a curated record. Gene Ontology annotation, molecular function: oxidoreductase activity, acting on NAD(P)H, oxygen as acceptor. Gene Ontology annotation, cellular component: intracellular anatomical structure. The transcript has 2 exons. Bases 1 to 858 code for a protein of 285 amino acids. Lineage: Eukaryota; Fungi; Ascomycota; Dothideomycetes.
AUGAACGGCACAAACGGUGUAAACGGCUCUUCCCACGAAACGAUGGCAGACGAGGCGAUGCCCUUCCUCACGACCCAACCACCAGCGGACCAGAACUGGGCCAUAACACUCAAAGAUAAGGUCAUAGCGAUUACAGGCGCAAACCGAGGCAUCGGCCUGGGCAUAGCAGAAGUCUGUCUCGCCAACUCCGCCAAAAUUGUCUACUCUCUGGAUCUCAUGGAUCCUAGCGAAGACUUCUUCGCGCUACAAAAGAAGCACCCCAACUUCAAGUACAUCCAGACGAACGUGACGGUCGAGUCCAGCGUCGAGUCCGCCAUAAACAGCAUCGUUGAGGCCGAAGGCGCAAUCCACGGCAUGGUCUGCAACGCCGGCAUGACGAAGCACCAGCCCGCGCUGAACUUCUCCCGCGAAGAGGUCGAGAAACUCUUCAAUCUCAACGUCUUCGGCGCCUUUUCCUGCGCCCAGAUCGCGGCGCGGAAGUUCAUCGAGCUCGGCGUCAAGGGCAGCAUCGUCUUUACCGCGUCCAUGACCUCGUACCGGCCCAAUCGCGCAGCGCCGUCGGCACCGUAUGGCGGCACUAAGGCUGCGGUCCGCAACAUGACGCAUACCCUUGCGAUGGAGUGGGCGAAGCAUGGGAUUCGUGUCAACUCAAUAUCGCCUGGCUUCGUGAGGACGGCUAUGACGUACUAUGUAGAAAGGGCGCCAGACUGGGAUCUGAAGAUGCAAUACUACGGUGGUAUGCCUCGUCUAGCAAUGCCUCAGGAGCUCGGAGGCGCGUACGUUUACUUGUUGAGUGACACUGCGUCGUACACCACUGGCAUAGAUAUUCCCAUCGCUGGCAUUGUUGGUGCUUGGUAA